AUGGGUGAUUCAUCACACACUGCGCUCUGUCCGGCCCCUGAUCAGGGGCCCCGCUAAUCGCAAAGCUCGCCUAAUCACUUUCUCUUUUACCUUUCUGAAGAAGCAGUAUGGAGUUACGUCACACCAGCGCGCAAAAGUGCCGGCCAAGCAAAUAAGCCGCUGAGGAGCUAUUUGUAGGCAUUGCUGCCAAACCCGGGUAAGGCUACUCACUCUUCUGCGAUCAAUGCUUUAAACUUGCUAUUGCACUAGAAGCAGCAUGCAUUACAUUUCUGAUUUAUUCUGGAAUGAUUCUGUUUGGAGAACUUGACCUGGAUCCGUUGAUGACCGGCGGCCGGUGCGCGCAACAACGCAAUUAGAUCCAAUUCAAAAAAUCACAUUCACAGACAAUCGAACGCGUUACCGUGAAGGACCGGGACAUGAUGACGAUUCUGCAUGUUUUAGCAGCGAGAUUGUUACUUUUUAUCAUCACUUUCGAUUAGAUUUUUUUCUUUCUUUCUGAAAUCACCAUGCCACACACUCGCAACAGGAACCCAAGUCCAAUCCCAGAGGUGACAUGGGACACGGGGUUGAAAGAGAUGAACGAGACCUGGAAAGGGGCUAUUGCAUGCUUGGGAGUUGCUAUCUUUUUUGUCAUGACAAUUGGGAUCAUUUAUUGGCAAGUUGUGGAUCAGCCCAACAAGAACUGGAUCCUUAAGGGGAGCUUUAGUGGGCUCAUUUGGGAGAGAAGGACGCAAACUCUGGUCAUACAGACACUGACUGAGGACAAGACUUUUGCGGAGAUAGACGUGGAGAACGUGGGGAACACUGACAUCGAGGUUCCGUUCGUGAGGAAUAUGUGCUGGCUUAACAAAACCGAGUUCUGCUACACUUGGGAUUCGGUCGCAGAGGUGAAGAUAUCUUUGGAAUCAGAGGAGGACUCGGAUACUGAGUGCUACAGUGUAACCUGGACUCCAAUUCACUGCCAUGUGGAUCUGAAGGACUGUUUUUCCAUGGUGAAUAUUUCGUGGUACGGAGGAGCCAGUGUCCAUGCGCUCAACUGGCCCAUAAACGAUGCCAACAUUUCCAUGCAGCCCUUCACAGUCAGCGACCUUAGGGACAACCCUUCUGGCUUCGGAUCAGUUUUAGAGCGCUACUUCCUGGGAUCCUCAGGUGUGUCAGUUCUCGUGGCCCCAAACAUCCCACUACAUGUAGGAAUGGAAAGCAGACAGCACUACUGUUUGCAGACGCCCCCCAGUAUGAAGCGCAUGCCUCUGGAGUACACCGUGUGUGUCGGACACAACAUUAAGGCCGUCCAUGAGGAGUCAAUGAGCCGGCUCUCCACAGCCAGACGAGAGCUGCCAAACAUGGACGUCUUACGGCUGCCCUUCUGGAAGCUUCUGGCAAACGUGGACUCUGGGGCCAAGCUAGAGAGAGAGCUGAGAACCUUCUCAAACCGGCUGAAGCGGCUUCACCUGGAGGGAGUCAUCGGCCUCGACGAACAUUCCACCGCCCUCCUCGCCAACAUGGACCACAGCUACCUCAAUGGAAAGAAAAGGACGUCUAAGAGACAGACCAGGGACCUCCCUUUUGUAAAGCUUCUAAACAUUUCCAUCACCCUGUCCCCGUACCUGAGUGUGGACUCGCAGCCGUUUCAGACCUCCGUUCAGGCGGGCAUUGAAGACUUCUGGCUGAGCCUGCCCUCAGGACCACAGGGACGACUGGUGCCUAUGUUGACUCAGUGGAAAGGAAAGUACAGUGUGAAGCUCAACAUCACCAACCCAAAAGCCACGAAUUGGUUUCUGGACAAAGUGGACAGCUUACACAGUCAUUUGGGCAUGGAGUAUGUCAUCCUGGAAGGCGGUGAGGGAAACCUUUUCGAGGAGCAGGCCCUGCGCCCCCCUCUUGCAUCGGUCGGGGACGAAUACAUCACACUCCUUGCUGACCUGGCAGAGAAGAUCGGGGACAACACCAUUGUGACCUCGGGAACAAGGUCCAGCCACAAACCGCUGUUCAUCCGCAUGAGUGCACUACAGUCAGACUGGAGUUACUCCGGCCUCAAGGGCAUCAUUCCAUCCCUGCUGCAUCACAGUCUUCUGGGAUAUCAUUUCUUCAUUCCUGAUGCAGUAGGAGGCUCUUUCUCUGCCGAACUGGUUGCAGACGACGAGCUCUUCGUUCGCUGGCUGGGAAUCGCAGCCUUUCUUCCUGUCAUCAGCUUCCAGACACCUCCGUGGGUCUUUGAGAAGGAAUGGGUCCUAAACCUCACCAGAUUCUACAUAGCCAAGCACCACGACUUUGUCGUUCCUUUGAUCCUGAAAUACGCUGAAGAAUGGCAAGAAUCUGGAAACCCCAUCUACAGACCGCUGUGGUGGCUUAGUCCAAAUGACCCAAUCACAUUCACCAUUGAUGAUGAGUUCCUCAUUGGAGAUGAGGUUCUUGUUGCUCCGGUUACAGAGAAAGGAGCUUUACAAAGAGACAUUUACCUGCCAGAGAGUGCCUUUCAGUGGCAGGACACUAACAAUGCUCAAGUGUUUGAUGGAGGGACGUUUCUGGAAAGUUACCCGGUCGGCCUUGGGGACGUGCCAGUGUUUGUACGACGGAGAUCCUGAGGCUUACUUA
This is a messenger RNA of Rhinichthys klamathensis goyatoka, 2595 nucleotides long. Its product is annotated as SITS-binding protein. The transcript is spliced from 10 exons. The coding region runs from base 507 to 2585 and encodes 692 amino acids. Lineage: Eukaryota; Metazoa; Chordata; Actinopteri; Cypriniformes; Leuciscidae. The record is from RefSeq and is a predicted model, not a curated record.